AUGAAAGUGAGCAAGUUAAAUUUGAUGGCCUUGAUCUCGUAUACUCUGUCGAUUGCGCAGAAAUACAGAAUAGAUGGCUCAACAAUUAUAUUCCACCACUGGAUCAUGAAGUAAAAAUUACCUUUCUAACGUAACAGUUUUAAUCUCGGAUAUGCUACGGGCAUACUCUUUUAUACCAGUUAACCAUGCUACGCUUCUACCUGUUGUUCAUAUUAGUCAAAGUCGCCUGCGUCAUCUUCCAACACCUCUUGCCGCGUGCCCCAACUUGACGCGUUUGUUUCAAAACAUGUUAGUUGCUCAGGAUUUUGUGACUCAAGAUGCCCUCGGUCGAGAAAUGACUCGUCUUCACCAGGAACACAGCGUAUACAACGAGGUUAAUCUCCUGGCAGCCUUCCAAGCAUAUCUGAUUUAUUCGAUAAUAAUUUCUUUGAGUUUGAUCAAGGCAAGCCGUCUGGAUUACACCAAGCGAUGGAGAAGCUACAAAAUAUAGCAUACGAAGUUUCACGACGUGGCCUCAGCUGUUCAGCCGAAUUAUCUGGUUCAAGACCACAGUUAGAGUUGUGGAUAAUUGUUGAGUGCAGGAGGCAAACGCUGUCCACAAUGCACAAUGUACUUGUUCGACAAUCUUCUUUGUUCACAUGACAGAUUGCCCACUUUCUCGGCCAAAAAAUGGAAAGGCACGCUUGUACCUUCAUGGGGCCUUCUUUGGACAGCUGCGCCGAGAAAAAAAUGGUCAGAUUUAUAUCACAGAUAUUUAUACAUUCGGAGUGCCGAUGGCCCUCUGCUCAACGAGGAGCUUCGGCCCGUACCUCUCGACAUCUCAGAGCAGAAUGUCCAACGGCGGCAAGAAGGGAUAAUCAAUUGGCUGACAGCAUUAGACAAUCUUUCAACCACGCCAUUUACCGUUACAGUGUGCACUCACAGCAGCUAA
Lachancea fermentati is the source of this 931-nucleotide messenger RNA. The record is from the annotation of a GenBank genome assembly. Lineage: Eukaryota; Fungi; Ascomycota; Saccharomycetes; Saccharomycetales; Saccharomycetaceae.